Messenger RNA from Nicotiana attenuata, 1324 nucleotides. RefSeq names its product agamous-like MADS-box protein AGL19. The transcript has 7 exons. Gene Ontology annotation, biological process: positive regulation of transcription by RNA polymerase II. Bases 478 to 1140 code for a protein of 220 amino acids. Lineage: Eukaryota; Viridiplantae; Streptophyta; Magnoliopsida; Solanales; Solanaceae. Gene Ontology annotation, molecular function: DNA-binding transcription factor activity, RNA polymerase II-specific; RNA polymerase II cis-regulatory region sequence-specific DNA binding; protein dimerization activity. The record is from RefSeq and is a predicted model, not a curated record. Gene Ontology annotation, cellular component: nucleus.
UACAAGUUUACUAAAAGAAGAAAAGAGAUGAGGUUUUGGUUCUUACAAGUCUUUCCUUAAUCAUUUCUCUAUUUAUAUCCUCUCUCUGGUGGUUGUGAACUCAAAAAGGCAUAAGAUAAAAAUAGAAAAAACAGAAAAAAUAUGUCCUCAUCUUUGUCUUCUUAAUUAGGGUUUCAGAUCCUUUCCAUUUCAGUCUUAUUUAUAAAAAGUUUCUUUUUUUUUCUUCUUCCAUCUUUCAGAUCUGAGACACCCAUCAAUAGGUUUUUGUCUUGUUUUCUUCCUAUUGUAUAAAUCAAUUCUUAUCUUCUCCAAAAAAAAAAAAAAGAACUUUCUUUUUAUAGAAACUUGUCAUGGAUAUAUAUGCUAGGAUUUCUUGAAUAUUAUUUUGUAUCUUAAUCUGAAAGUAAUUGAGACCCUCUACAAUAUCUGCCAUUUUUUCUGAGAAGAAGAAGUAAUUAGUAAAAGUAAGAAAAAAAGAUGGUUAGAGGAAAAACUGAGAUGAAAAGAAUUGAAAAUGCAACAAGUAGGCAAGUUACCUUCUCAAAAAGAAGAAGUGGACUUCUUAAGAAAGCAUUUGAGCUUUCAGUUCUAUGUGAUGCAGAAGUUGCCCUUAUUGUUUUCUCUCCAAAAGGAAAGCUUUAUGAAUUCUCAAGUUCCAGUACUAACAAGACCAUAGAACGAUAUCAGAAGAAUGACAAGUAUCUUGGACUUAACAGACCAAAGAUAGCUGAUAUACAAACUACUGAGCAUUUGAAAGAGGAGGUUGCAACAAUGACGAGAAAGCUCGAGUUUCUUGAAGAUUCUAAAAGAAAGCUUUUAGGAGAAGGUUUAGAUUCUUCCUCCUAUGAUGAACUUCAACAGGUAGAAGAACAGUUGGAACGAAGUUUAAGCUGCAUUAGGGCAAGAAAGAACCUGUUAUUCAGGGAACAGAUUGCUCGCCUAAAGGAAGAGGAAAAAAUCCUAAUGAAGCAAAAUGCAGACUUGAAGAAAAGGUGUGAGGUGCUACCACUGCUUAUGACAACAGUUCAUAAGGAAAAGGAAGACACUGAAAGACAAACAAUGGAAGUAGAGACAGAGCUCUUUAUUGGACUUCCUCAAAGACAAAGCUCCCAUUUAUUUUUCUCUAACUGUGAAAAAUAAUUGUAUUACUUCAAGCUUUUUACCACUGUAAUUAAUUUCUAAAGUUUAGUAAAAAAUAAAUUACAGUCGAUAUGGUUAUCUUUUCCUUCUUUUCUUCUUAUCAGUUGUGCAUUAAUAAUCAUCAAAAUGAUGCAAAUGAUAGUUCUGUCUAGAGAAAUGUAUAUACACAUUUAAUUUUAUUUCC